Molecule: messenger RNA, 808 nt
Organism: Drosophila eugracilis
Lineage: Eukaryota; Metazoa; Arthropoda; Insecta; Diptera; Drosophilidae
Gene: TpnC41C
Product: troponin C
Exons: 4
Coding region: 166-630 (154 amino acids)
Molecular function (GO): calcium ion binding; enzyme regulator activity
Source: RefSeq, a predicted model, not a curated record
UUAUUCACAUGGACAUUGUUUAUUUCUUGUUUUCAAUCGUGACAAUAAGUUCUCUUUUAACAAAGUGAUCAGUUAACGUCAGCAAAUUCAUUUAAUUACAUACUUUUUGCGGUCGUGCUUCAAAUCUAAUUUUGGGAACUAAUUUUAUAACGAUUAGCUGACAAAAUGAGCGAUGAAUUGACUAAGGAGCAAACUGCUUUAUUACGAAAUGCAUUUAAUGCUUUUGAUCCAGAAAAAAAUGGGUACAUUAAUACUGCCAUGGUUGGUACGAUUCUUAGCAUGCUGGGCCAUCAACUUGAUGAUGCUACUCUUGCUGAUAUUAUCGCUGAAGUCGAUGAAGAUGGAUCUGGGCAAAUCGAAUUUGAAGAAUUCACAACACUGGCCGCACGCUUUCUUGUUGAAGAGGACGCCGAAGCAAUGAUGGCUGAAUUAAAAGAAGCUUUCCGACUUUACGAUAAAGAAGGAAAUGGCUACAUUACUACCGGAGUUCUUCGUGAAAUUUUGCGGGAACUAGAUGAUAAAUUGACAAAUGACGAUCUGGAUAUGAUGAUUGAGGAAAUUGAUUCUGAUGGAUCAGGAACCGUUGAUUUUGAUGAAUUUAUGGAAGUAAUGACUGGUGGAGAUGAUUAAAUGCAAUAUUAAAAAAAUACAUUGCAAAAUUCAUUUAAAAAAAAAAAGAAUUUUCUUUUCAAUUAAAAUUAAAAUUUGGUAUUAACAAAGAAAUAAUUAAAAACCCCUGUAUUAUUGUGUAUUCUAGAAUUAUUAAUCUUAUUUGAAAUUAUUAUAAAAAGCGAAGACAAACAUAAAA